AUGCUCUUUGUCUUGUCAAGUGUCUUUGUCGCAGCUGCAGCGGCCUGCGUUAUUCCAGACGUAGGUCUUCCCAAUAACAUCGUGGAGCCUUUCUCUAUCCAAUUGCAGAACGCCUCAUUUCCUGAUGUACACAACCAUUUUCUCAAUCUAUGGGACUGGGGCGGCGGGGACCAGCAUCUAUUCGUGAGCCCAGCCGGCAACUCGACCAGCGAGCUCACGCUCGUCGAAGGUGUCAUCACUCUGCCCUGGGAUCCCAUUCGCCGUGCUGUCAUCAACGGCGAGUACGAGGUCAAGGACAAUACCACCAAGAUGUUCAUGACGGAGCGCGGGGACCCUCGUGCCAUUUGGGAUGUCGUCUAUGGGUGCAAUCCCGACACGGAUGCCCUUCAGACAGAACUGCGAUUCAAGUCGCGGGGGGAUAUCGAGGAGGGAGGCAUCAUGGGUGUGAGACCAUUCAAUGGAGCUUAUGACUUUCGAUGGAGGCCGGCUGGGACCUCAGUCAUCGAUCCGGACCGUCUGUGGAUUGGAGUGACGCUUGUUGUGGUAGAGCCGGAAUGA
Messenger RNA from Pestalotiopsis fici W106-1, 558 nucleotides. RefSeq lists its product as uncharacterized. The record is from RefSeq and is a predicted model, not a curated record. The coding region runs from base 1 to 558 and encodes 185 amino acids. Lineage: Eukaryota; Fungi; Ascomycota; Sordariomycetes; Amphisphaeriales; Sporocadaceae. The transcript has 2 exons.